AUGUUGCCAGCACACGGUAAAUGGGGAAGCGAGAGAGGAUGGGGCUAUUGUUCGGUAAAUAAAUGGGCAAUUGGCUUUGCACAAAAGGUUGAAGCAAAUCGCGCACGAGCAGAUGAUACGGCAAUGAAUUCACUCAAACUAGUAUGUGCGAGCUUCGACGGAUCAGCCAAAGAACAUGUGGUAUCUGUUGAAGGGCAUUGGGGAGAUUGGGGUGAUUUUGUUUAUUGUCCUGGUGAUAGCGGUAACUUUUUAUCUGGAGCUGAAUUCAAAAUUGAGAAACCUCAGGGAGCCGGUAUAGGUGCUCAAGAUGAUACUGCGGCAAAUGAUGUUCGUUUCAAUUGUUCGAAAUCCACAACCACGUUGACUGCUACCAACGGUGAAAAAUGGGGGACGUGGAGAGGAAUGGUGACAUGCCCCAUUAAUGCGGCCAUCUGCGGAUUCUCGUUGAUCUGGGAGGAUAAUCAACACGGUCUGGAUGAUACAGCAGCAAAUGGAGCUAAAUUCCAGUGUUGUUGGAUAAGUAUGCUGAUUCUGUCAGACUUAUAG
Didymodactylos carnosus is the source of this 546-nucleotide messenger RNA. Lineage: Eukaryota; Metazoa; Rotifera; Eurotatoria; Philodinida; Philodinidae. The record is from the annotation of a GenBank genome assembly.